Artibeus jamaicensis (Jamaican fruit-eating bat) is the source of this 1947-nucleotide messenger RNA. RefSeq names its product IQ motif containing G (gene IQCG). Gene Ontology annotation, cellular component: sperm flagellum; cytoplasm; membrane. Bases 267 to 1766 code for a protein of 499 amino acids. NCBI's taxonomy places the organism in Eukaryota, Metazoa, Chordata, Mammalia, Chiroptera, Phyllostomidae. Gene Ontology annotation, biological process: cilium organization; positive regulation of Wnt signaling pathway; sperm axoneme assembly. Gene Ontology annotation, molecular function: signaling receptor activity; protein binding. The transcript is spliced from 4 exons. The record is from RefSeq and is a predicted model, not a curated record.
UUUCUGACCGAAAGAAGUUACGUUCAAGAGCACUCGUAAAAUUUUUUCCUAAGCCAUUUCAUCUUUGUAAGGUGCAGUGUGUAUUAUUUUGGAAGUAAGGAAGGCAAAAGUGGUAGCCAGCUAAGUGACAAGACGUGAAGGACCCACAAAGCUACGCGUUGCUAUAGAAACACCUCCGCUAGAUUCCUGAGUCUUCGGUUAAGGUUAUUUCAUUUUUGUGAGAUUAUAAAUGUACCUGGGACAUUACCAAAACUAACUUAAGAAGAAUGGAAGAAGGCCAACUGGAAGUCUCAAGCCUUCCUCCAAAAACUUGGCAUUCUGAGGUGACUGUGUCAGUGACAGGCGAACCACCUAGUGUUGUAGAAGAGGAAGAAACAGCCAAAGAAGCAGACAUAGAUACCAUUCCAGAAGUUAUAGAGCCACUCUCCAUUCUAGAUAUGCUGAGGAUCUCUGCAGUUCUGGAGGAUACCAUAGACCAGCUCUCUAUUCUAAACUAUAUUAUGCCAGUUCAGUGUGAAAGAAGACAAAGUGCCCUCAUGCUGGAGAUUGUUGGAGAAAGCGGCAGCUGCCCCAGUGGAGGUGACCAUGAUGAUGGAGCUGUCUCACGGAGCCAGUACCAGCCAGAGCAUGUUACCCGCUGGCGCUGCGGUGACCACUCACCUUCCUCCAGCCGGCUGCCUGUUGCCCUGCACUGUUGUGGCCUGCGCAGAACCAUGGCUCUGCUCCUAGUGCUUCUGUCCUUAGUGGCAGGUGUGUUGGGGAAUGAGUUUACUAUAUUAAGAUCACCAGAGUAUGUUGUUUUCCGCAACGGAAGUUGGCCUAUACCAGGAGAGCGAAUUCCAGAUGUGGCUGCAUUAGCCAUGGGCUUCUCUGUGAAAGAAGAGCUUUCUUGGCCAGGACUUGCCAUCGGUAACCUGUUUCGUCGUCCUCAAGCUACCAUUAUGGUGAUAGUGAAGGGAAUGGAUAAACUCACUCUACCUCCAGGCAGUGCCAUUUCAUAUCCUUUGGAGAAUGAAGUUCCUUUUAGUCUUGACAAUAUUGCAGAUUCCAUUCACUCCUUAUUUUCUGAAGAAACACCUAUAGUUUUACAGUUGGCUCCCAGUGAGGAAAGAGUAUAUAUGAUGGGGAAGGCAAAUUCAGUUUUUGAAGAUCUUUCAGUCACAUUAGCACAGCUCCACAAUCGCCUGUUUCAAGAAAAUUCUAUUCUUAAUUCACUUCCCGUCAAUUCUCUAAGUGGAAACAAUGAUGUUGAUCUGCUCUUUUUUUCUGAACUGCAAGUUCUGUGUGAUAUUCCAGGUUUGUUGUCUCAACAUAAGCAUCUAGCCAAGGAUCAUUCUCCUGAUUUAUAUGUACUAGAGCUGGCAGGUUUGGAUGAAAUUGGGAAACAUUACGGAGAAGGUUCUGAACAAUUCAGAGAUGCUUCUAAGGUCCUUCUUGAUGUUCUGCGAAAGUUUGCAGAUGACAUGUAUAAUCUUUAUGAUGGGAAUGCAGUGGUAGAACUGGUGACUGUCAGAUCAUUUGACACAUCCUUUGUGAGGAAGACAAGGACUAUCCUUGAGGCAAAACAGCAGGGGAACCCAUCAAGUCCUUAUAAACUUGCAUAUCAAUAUAAUUUUGAGUAUCCUGUGGUUUUCAACAUGAUACUUUGGAUAAUGAUCGCCUUGGCCUUGGCUGUGAUUAUCAUCUCUUACAAUAUUUGGAACAUGGAUCCUGGAUAUGAUAGCAUCAUUUAUAGGAUGACAAAACAGAAGAUUCGAAUGGAUUGAACUUUCCUAAUGCCAAAAUUAGUAAAAGGGUUUGGAAAUUGGCUGAUUUGUGAAAAUAAAUUGUUUAAUGUAAUUUCAAGUAGAUAGUAUUCUUUAAAUUUAAAAAAGAAAACAAAUUGUGUUUUCUAUUUUGUGUGUGCCUGUGAAGUUGUUUUUGAGUAAAGUAUGGUGUUGACAUGAA